Messenger RNA from Exophiala viscosa, 1816 nucleotides. RefSeq names its product mannan endo-1,6-alpha-mannosidase. Gene Ontology annotation, molecular function: mannan endo-1,6-alpha-mannosidase activity. The record is from RefSeq and is a predicted model, not a curated record. NCBI's taxonomy places the organism in Eukaryota, Fungi, Ascomycota, Eurotiomycetes, Chaetothyriales, Herpotrichiellaceae. The transcript is spliced from 2 exons. Bases 122 to 1498 code for a protein of 458 amino acids. Gene Ontology annotation, biological process: fungal-type cell wall biogenesis; carbohydrate catabolic process.
UGUGACCUUGAACUUUUGUUCUUCCCCUCAAUUCUAUUGCAAUGGCACGUUCUGUUUCUUUGCAACACCAACGACAACUGGGAAUGACCACUCUCUGACGCGCACAAAUAAGACCGCAAUCAUGCGCUUGAGUCCGCUCUUGUUCGUGGCCAGCGCCAUGGCCACGCUUGACCUUGACCUCAGUUCUCGCUCAUCCAUCGCGUCCGCCGCCUCUAGCGUCGCGUACAAUAUGAUGACUUACUACGUCGGCAACCAGACCGGUCAAGUUCCUGGUAUUCUUCCUGGAUCACUCAGUUGCAAUCCCAAUGUCGCUGGCACAUACUGUUGGUGGGAAGCGGGCGCCAUGUGGGGAUCGCUCAUCAAUUACUGGCAAUACACCGACGACAGUACAUACAACUCGAUCGUUUCCGAAUCAAUACAGUUUCAACGUGGACCACAAAACAAUUUCAACCCGCCGAACCAGUCGCGAAGCAUGGGAAUCGACGACCAAGUGUUUUGGGCCUUCUCGGCGCUCGAUGCAGUCGAGUCCAACUUCCCAGAAGCUGGAGGCGACAAUCCCUCAUGGCUAGCGCUCGCACAAGGUGUCUUCAACUUCCAAACAGCAUAUUGGGAUUCAGCAACCUGUGGAGGAGGCUUCCGAUGGCAAGUGUAUUCCUUUAAUUCUGGUUACAACUUGAAGACAAUGGGUGCGAACGGCGGCAAUUUCCAGCUUUCUGCUCGACUGGCUUACGUGACUGGCAAUUCCACCUAUGGAAACUGGGCGAACCAGGUCUGGGAUUGGAUGUAUAGCAGUCAGCUGAUGACCUUGUCAGGCGACGAUCUGUAUAUCUGGGAUAGUACGGAUACAGCCAACAAUUGCACCAAUGCCGACAAUCUCGUGUGGACGUACAACUACGGAACUGUGCUUUCAGGAGCUGCCUACAUGUAUAAUUAUACCAACGGCAGCUCUGUAUGGGAGACUCGAGUGCAGCAAAUACUGGCAACGACGUUCCUCUUGUUCUUCCCAUCCGAAUAUGGAGGCAACAUCAUGACCGAAAUGGAAUGCGAGCCCAAACUGAUUUGCAACCAAGAUCAAAAGAGCUUCAAGGCCUAUCUUGCCCGCUCGCUUGCCAUUACUGCUCUCCUCGUGCCUAGCACUGCUGCACAGAUCACGCCCAAACUACAGGCAACCGCACAGGCAGCGGCGGAAUCAUGUAACGGCGGUGUGUGUGGCGAGCAGUGGUAUUUGGCGAGCUACGACAGCACGACUGGCGUUGGCGAAGAGAUGGCUGCGCUAUCAAUCAUUGGUGCCAAUUUGAUGGACUCGAGUAUGAUUCCUCUGAAACUGAGUACGGGCGCAACUUCCACACCUGAUCCGAACGCUGGAGGUACCACCGGCACCACUCCAUCAACCGCGUUCACGAAAACCAUCACCACAGGCGACAGAGCAGGUGCUGCAAUCCUGACUAUCCUUGGAUCCGCCUUUAUACUUGGUGGUGUCUGGUGGCUCAUAAUAUAGGAAACGGACGAAUCUCCAUCAGCAAUUGGAUUGCAAAAUCUAGAAGUUUUGUUCGCGGCCCUGACGCCCACAUGCGCCAUCACGACUCUCAUCAGAGAACAAGUCUACUCACAACCCUUCGUCACGAUAUGAUUUUGUCGAGUUUUCACCGCCUGGUUGGACGAGUCCUCGCAAAGCUCAUGGAAAAGACACGCUUAGCGUUGCAUACUAGUGCGAUGAUUGGACCUUUCGAGGAGUCAUCGAUGCCCCUGAGAGGUUACGUUAGCCAUCAACCGCUUCCCUCAGUGCUUCACACGAUUGCAGCACUCACCUGCGUCG